CACAGACUUACUUCAUAAUGACUCACUUUAUCAAAAUAAUAUUUUAGCACAGUAUCUUCACUUUUACUCGCACUAGUAUGUCUUAAGGGUACUUUUUACAGCACUCCAGAAAGUGUUCUAGUAACGCAUUAGUAAAUAAUUCACAGUGCACAUUUAUAUCACCGUUACCACGGCCACACUUACAGGGUUAUUACAAUGUAAUGGCGCGUUAAUACUGCCAUCGUUACGGUAAUGCGCGAGAAGCCACGCCUCCGCCGUGUAAUCCUCCAUGGACGAUGAGGAGCCCCUCUCCGCUCUCCAUCAUCAUCUGCAGAAAAAUGCGAGCGGGGAGCGGUAACAAAAUGUCAACUCGGGCCGCUCUCCCUCAGCCGCAGACAUGAGCGGAGCCCCGUCUGCCUCCUACAGCUGCAACAAGUCGCUCUCGCCAUGCGCUUCCACGGCAAAGUAGUUGUGAUCGCCGUGUGCCUGGGAGUUUUCCUACUUUUGUACUUUUUGGGGGGCAACGCCGCGGACGACCCGCUGCUGAGAGAAGUUGUCGAGGAGGAGGAGGAGGAUGACGGCAACUCUUCCCUGUCGCCGUCGGAGCUCGGGCGCGAUGUCGCGGCGAAGUUUGCGAGGAAGAAGCAGCCGUCGGCGGGAGUCGGCGCGCGUGCGGAGGAGCUCCUCGGGAGACGGAAAGAGGGGCGCGCGGUGAACAGAGGGGCCGGCGUGAACGCGAAGAGCAUACAGCGGAGUCAUGUCGCCAGACCUGUGGCAAGACGCACCCGGGUGGAGGAGGUCAUGCAUCUGGCUGUGGUGGCCUGUGGGAAUCGCCUGGACGAGACCCUCACCAUGGUCAAAUCGGCCCUCCUGUUCAGCCUCAAGAAGAUCACGUUUCACAUUUUUGCUGAGGACCCUUUGGCUCCACAGUUUAAAGAAAAGCUGAACCAGUGGCCUCGCGCUGUCUCCGCCAAAUUCCACUACACCAUCUACCCCAUCACCUUCUCCGUGGGGAACGCCGACGAGUGGAAGAAGCUCUUCAAGCCCUGUGCUGCUCAGAGGCUCUUCCUCCCGGUCAUCCUGAAAGACGUGGACUCGUUGCUCUACGUAGACACCGAUGUGCUCUUCCUGCGGCCCAUGGACGACAUCUGGAGUCUCCUCAAGUCCUUCAACAGCACCCAGUUGGCAGCGAUGGCCCCAGAGCACGAGGUCCCAAAGAUCGGCUGGUACAGCCGCUUCGCACGCCACCCUUUCUACGGAGUCACGGGGGUCAACUCGGGCGUCAUGCUGAUGAAUCUCACGAGGAUCCGCAGCACCCUGUUCAAAAACAGUAUGAUCCCCAGUGGCCUGUCGUGGGAGGAUCUUCUACAUCCGCUUUAUCAGAAGUACAAGAACCAUAUCACCUGGGGGGACCAGGACCUCCUCAACAUUAUCUUCCACUACAACCCAGAGUGUCUCUUCAUCUUUCCCUGCCAGUGGAACUACCGGCCAGAUCACUGCAUGUAUGGCAGUAACUGUAAAGGGGCUGAAGAGGAGGGCGUGUCCAUCCUCCACGGCAACCGUGGCGUGUAUCAUGACGACAAGCAGCCGGCGUUCAAAGUAGUUUACGAUGCAGUACGUGAUUAUCCCUUCGAGGACAACAUGUUCCAGUCGCUGUUCUACCCCAUCCAGACCAAGUUCCUGGACACGGUCAACACCCUGUGUGGGCGGAUUCCCCAAGUCUUCCUCAAGCAGAUAGAAAAGACCAUGAGGAAGGUGUUUGAGGACAAAGUGGUCCGACACGUCAAAAAGCACAAAUAGCCGAUGGGAGAAACAGACUCCCCGUUUUAUCCGACAACAUGGAGGACCAUCUCGCUGUGGAUCGUGUGUCCCACCAGCCUCUCCUGGACUGAACUGUCGGCUCUGCGCUCGUAGCACAUAACACUUCCUUGAAUGGUCUUAUGACCGUGACGAUCCUCCGGUGAUGGGGUGGGUAAUAGGCCUGUGCAUACAGAAAAGCAUACAGUGCUGGUCAGUGAUGCCGUAGAAUAGGUUUGCCUUACUGCCAUCUUAAACCUUUCACAUCCCAGUCAUGCACGGCGAAGAAACGUUGGAUAGCUGCAGUGCAGAGAAAAAGACUGCAUGAAUUAUUAUUGUUAUUAUUUUCUUUUAAUCAAGAGCUACGAAAGUAUCAGCUCUUCAUCUCAAGUGUAGGCUGAAAUCAAAAAAUUGAAGGCGUCUCCCAAAUCCUUCCUUAUUUGCUUCUCUCACAAACAUAGUGAACUCGAGUCAACCACUCCUCUGAAACCACGUCGAAUGUUUCACCAGCAGACAACUUGAGAAGUGAGCCUGCGUGAGCGAGGAGGGAUCGCCUUGUUCUUGGCCUGUCUGCAGCAGCCAAAUGCCACUGACAGUAUUAAAUGCGGCACAAAAAAAAAAAAAAAGAGGAAAGGUGGACUUGGACGUCACACGCGGAAUGUUAAAAAUGCACUUUCAGAAUGAUAUUAGGGCUGGAUGGCUGUCUGUAGAUGCUACGCCAACUGGGUCAAUCCAAACCAAAAGUGCUAGCGUUUAGAAGAUAGCGUCGUACCACAGCUGAUCGCGUGCCAUAUAAAUAUUCAUGUCUGCCAUGUUUACUGUUACAAGAAAGUGAGCGAUUUAGAUGUGUUUGUGUGCGUGUGUGUGUGAGGCGGUAUCCUAGUCUGUAAUGUGAUGUGAGGUCCUGCUGUGAACACAUAAGUCACAUGUUUGAGCGGCAGAACUUUCGAUGUGGUGUAAUGAUCUAAAUAUAUAUCAUUCCAACUGGAAACUGAAAGUGGCUGUACAGUCAACACGUGUUUCUAAAUAAAUCAAUGCAAUCUA
Acanthopagrus latus (yellowfin seabream) is the source of this 2820-nucleotide messenger RNA. RefSeq names its product glucoside xylosyltransferase 2 (gene gxylt2). The record is from RefSeq and is a predicted model, not a curated record. NCBI's taxonomy places the organism in Eukaryota, Metazoa, Chordata, Actinopteri, Spariformes, Sparidae. The transcript is spliced from 7 exons. Gene Ontology annotation, molecular function: UDP-xylosyltransferase activity. Gene Ontology annotation, biological process: protein O-linked glycosylation via N-acetylgalactosamine. Bases 427 to 1779 code for a protein of 450 amino acids.